CCAUUGGUCCGCUUCAGACCUCAGUUUUAGGUGACCAAUCACGCGAGGUUUUACUGCAAGAUCCGUCUUUUACGGUUACUGGCUCUAAAUUUGAAUUUCCGUUGGAGGAAGAGUUGAGGCGUCCCUGGAGAGUUUUCUCCUGAAUCAGUCCUACUGAGUCAAUAUGAACAGAGCUAUGUUCUUCUCCUGUGCUGAAUGCUUUUAAUCAUGUCAUGUCUCGCCUAGUAAACUUUAUUUGUGAAGUUCUUGAGUACUUUGGAAUAUCAUCUGACAUACUCGUAUCACUAUGGCAAAGCAAACCGUAUGGCCAGUCUCGGAGCAUUGUACGAAGGAUAGGUUCAGCUCUUCCGUUAAAUCGUUGGCCCAGAAUCUGCUUUCAGCUUUUAGAAGGAAUAAGUGUGCCUGACUUGUGUAAAUACACCCCUGAACCUAUGGUUCCAUCUCUGGCUGAUGUAGCAUGGAUCGCUGAUGAUGAAGGUGACAUAUUCACUCGAUUUAGGAAUGAAGUGCGCCCAGCCAAAGUUCAAUGUAUGAUUAGCUCAAUGCAAGAACAUUACAAGUUGACAACUUCUGUAAAUCAUUUAAAAAGAAAGAACAAUACUUGGAACCAUGGUGUAUCAAAUGAAAAUGCCUUAAAUAAAAUCUCUCAACUUGAAGAUGAAUUAUCUCGUUUGAGGUCACAAAUUGCCAUGAUUAUUUCAGGACAGGAUCAAAGACCAGGUUCUGCUUGUUUAACUCAGCUGGAAUCAAAUGGUUCGGAAUCAAAUGGCUUUUCCAUUCCUGGUACUCCUGCCUUCGUUCCUCUUCCAAAAUUAGCAUCAACGCCGCUUGGUGCUAUGAGUCAUCCAUCUAUGGCUGCUACUGAACAAGUGCCGCCACCACCACCACCACCACCACCACCACCACCGUCAUCAACUACUGAGAGCAAUGUUGUAGCAACUAAAGAUUUCAACCAAGACUGCCAGGCUUUGAAGAUAAAUUCUAGUCAUGUGACCAUCAAACCAAAGCUAAUUGAAAAAUCCUCAAAGUCCUUUAGCAUGAUGGAUGUAUUGAAGGACAUGCAGAAUGUCAAAUUAAGAGUAGUAGAAAGGUCACCAGGAGGAACACCUAUAGGGAAGAAACCUGCAAUGAAAGCACACAUUUCUGACCCAGCAGCACUUAUUGCUGAAGCUUUAAAACAGAAGUUUGCACACAGAUACCUUAAUGAUUCUUCUGAUAAGGAAAAUGAGUCCUUUGAAUUUUCUCCUCUAUCAAGUCCAGAGACUUCAAGGUUUGGGAAACACCUCCCAAGACAUGGCAACCCAAAUACUUUGAAGACUGGUAAAAUAUUGUAACCAGGAAUGUAAAUGUUGGUAAAUAUUAAUCAUUAAUCAGGGGAAAGAACUGGGGCAAUAUUAAAGCUGGUUCUUUGUAAAAUGGGUACAAGUAACAGGAGAGAUGCUUUACCAUAAAUCCUAUUUAAGUCAUGCACUGAGGAUAAGUUGCUGUUAUUUAAGAAGGCUAGCACAAGACAUUGUAAAUGUUAUAAGUUUUAUAACUUAUAAAAACAUUUUAUAAGUUAGGUAGAAUUCGUUAAACUACUUUUUUAAGAAUUUAUUUUUCUUUCAAAGAGGCUUCAUUAAACACAAAAAGUGCAUGUCUGGUAGAUUUGAACUAAUGCUGUGCCAGUACCAAAUAAUCUUUUUAAUUAAUAUCUCUUUUAUCUUCGGAUUGUGCUUGUAAAUUUUGAAAAAAUUGAGUCUUCAGCAGUGUUCAGAGUUAAACGGGAUAAAGUCAUGUAAAUGUGUGAUUCAUCAAUUAAACU
This is a messenger RNA of Pristis pectinata (smalltooth sawfish), 1804 nucleotides long. It is a transcript of the gene mtfr2, whose product is annotated as mitochondrial fission regulator 2. The record is from RefSeq and is a predicted model, not a curated record. Gene Ontology annotation, biological process: aerobic respiration; mitochondrial fission. Lineage: Eukaryota; Metazoa; Chordata; Chondrichthyes; Rhinopristiformes; Pristidae. The transcript has 8 exons. Bases 213 to 1334 code for a protein of 373 amino acids. Gene Ontology annotation, cellular component: mitochondrion.